Anoplophora glabripennis (Asian longhorned beetle) is the source of this 2842-nucleotide messenger RNA. Its product is annotated as inter-alpha-trypsin inhibitor heavy chain H4-like. The record is from RefSeq and is a predicted model, not a curated record. Bases 253 to 2736 code for a protein of 827 amino acids. Lineage: Eukaryota; Metazoa; Arthropoda; Insecta; Coleoptera; Cerambycidae. The transcript has 14 exons.
ACAUCCAACUGUCUUAUCAAGAAAGUAACUGAUUACUAUUUUAAAAGUCAACAACGUAAGAGCUGGAACACUAAACAACUCUUUUGCAAAUUACCUAUUUAUUUACUGAUUAACUAUUUAUAAAAUCUCGCAAAAACAUGUUCGAAUAUGUGGCAGAACAAGCGUUUGGAGUUAAUAUACACAAAUGACGUCCUUGAUUCGAGACGUAAAUAUACAUCAUAGUAAUUAAACGUUUAGCGCGGCAAUUGUGAUAUGACAGUAAAGGAGGGGCUAAAUAAGAGGAAGCUCAUUAUCUUUAUAGAUUAUAUGUGUUAUUUGAAUAAGACGGUUACGAUAAUAACGUACUAUAAACCAAUAAUUCAUAUUUUAAAAAUGAAGAAAUACAUAUAUUUCCUCCUCCCAUUAUUACUAUUUGAAGUAGUACUAGCAGCUCCCAAAAGUUUGGUAGUGUCAUCAACUGAAUCAUCUAUUUCCGAUGGAAAACAGGUUGUCACGAACAAUAGCGCGCCCCAAUAUCCAACGAUAUACGAAAUGGAUAUAACAUCUAACAUCUCCAAUCGUUUCGUGACGACUCUUGUGGUUAGCAAAGUGAAAAAUAUGGAAAAAGUGGCAAAGGAAACGACGUUUGCGGUCGUAUUACCACAGAAGGCGUUUAUCUCUGAAUUUGUUAUGCAAAUCGACGGAAAAAGUUACAGAGCAUACGUAAAGGAAAAAGAAGAGGCGAAGGAAAUUUAUAACAAGGCGGUGGCCAGUGGCCAAAGUGCCGGCCAUGUCGCAGCUUGUGCUAGAAAUUCAAACAGGUUCACAGUAUCUGUAAAUGUAGAACCUGAAGCAAAAGUAGUUUUCCUCCUUACAUAUGAAGAACUUCUUGAACGUAGAAAUGGUCAGUAUGAAUUGAUUGUAAACAUUCGACCUGGGCAAAUUGUGAAAAACUUGAAUGUGAAGGUACAAAUAAAUGAGACUAGACCACUAAAAUUUGUUAAAACUCCUUCGUUAAGAUCUGGUAACGAAAUAAGUAAGAACGAGGACAAACUUGAUCCGUCUUCUGAUAUAAAAAUAAUAAAUUUGACUGCAGCGUUAGUGAAAUUUAACCCUGAUUCAAAUAAACAGAGACAAUUUGCACAUGACCUUGGUGAAAAGAAAUCUGAUGGAUUAUCUGGGCAAUUUGUUGUUCAAUAUGACGUGGAAAGAGAUCCUUACGGUGGAGAGGUGUUACUUCGUGAUGGAUAUUUUGUACAUUUCUUUGCCCCAGGAGAUUUGAAACCACUGCCUAAACAUGUUUUGUUUGUAUUAGAUUCGAGUGGUAGUAUGGAGGGUAGAAAAAUGGAUCAGGUAAAAGAUGCUAUGAACAGCAUUUUAAAUGAAAUAAGAGAAGAAGAUAUAAUAAGUAUUAUUGAUUUUGGUAGCGACGUUUACAUAUGGGAUAUAGCUAGAGAAAAUCGAAGCAGGAUACCAUUUAUGGAUGCAAACUAUGAGAAACCAUUUCCUACAUUAGGUCGACUAGACUUGCCAGCUUCUGUAAAGGGAGUCAAAGAGAAUUUGGACAAAGCCAAACGGAUUACUGACAAACUGUUGGCUAUUGGUGGUACUUUUAUGAUUGGUGGUUUAGAAGUAUCUUUAUAUUUAGCUAAACUAAUACAAGAAAGAAAAAAAUAUCAACCAAUCAUGAUAUUCUUAACCGACGGUCAACCAAAUGUUGGCCUAAGUUCUGAAGACGAAAUUGUGAAAAUUGUAACACAUUUAAAUACUGAGAACAACAACAUUCCCAUAUUUUCUCUGUCUUUUGGAGAAGGAGCUAAUAAAGAUUUCUUAAGAAAGUUGUCCUUACAGAACCUAGGAUUCUCCAGGCACAUUUAUGAGGCUUCAGAUGCUUCUUUGCAGCUGCAGGAAUUCUAUAAACAAAUUUCAUCGCCCUUAUUGUCCAAUAUUACAUUCACAUAUAAUGAUAAUGUCAAGGAAAUAUCUAAAACGCAAUUCGCUCUAUACUUUAAAGGAUCCGAGAUUGUUGUAACAGGACGAUACAACGUUUCAGAUACAAAUUUUUUUUCGCCAGAAUACGUAACUGGUUGGGACAUCGAGGGAAGAAAAAUGUUACAACCCACCGUAGAAAGGCCAGUUUCUUCAUUAGAAAGACACUGGGCCUACUUAACUGUUAAGCAGAUAUUGGAUGAAAGGGAAUUAGCGGAAAAUAAAACGGAGCUGACGAAAAAGGCUUUAGAUCUUGCACUCAAAUAUUCCUUUGUGACGGAAGUCACGUCUCUUGUUGUUGUGAAACCAAACGAAACCAACGCGGUUGAUACGGAAGAUGCCUUCAGUGACGGAAAACGAUCUGAUGUACUUUACAAGUCAUUUCCUGGAGUUUAUUUUAGCUCAUCAGGACCAACAACAGAAUCAUAUAUACCAUUCGUUGCCAUUACAUCUGAUGACGAACAAAAACCAGGUUUAGCAAUCAACGAAUCACUUCAAUAUAAUUUGCCUUGGUUAGCUUCAGCGCUGAAUCCAAAUGGAACUAUAACAGUAGAAGGAAAAAUUUAUGAAUUAGGAGAAACAUACAUCGUGGAUGAUCCAAAACCAUGCUCGAAAACAAUGACUAAUAAUACACAACCCGGCCAGUGUGUUCAUCUGAAAGACUGCUUUGAACUAUUUUGGAUUGUGACAGAUUUUCAAGUUUAUCAAAAAUAUUUCUGUCCAAUUGAUGACAAAUACGCGGGAAUGUGUUGUCCAAAAACAGUGUAAUAGAGUGCUUCAGUUGCUACUGUGUUAAAGAAAUGCUCUGUAUUUUACAGUACUGUACAAAUUGUAUAUGUGUCACUUACAGAAAUAAAUUGUUGUUAUUUUUAAA